GGUAACUGACUGACAAAGCACCGAGACAUUUCGACCUUUAAAGUUACUUUAAAGUGGAAAACAAUAACGUUAUCCUAUUUCCAGCGUCGCCCAGCAGCAGAGUCAUGGUCUUAAAGUCGGAAGACGGAGUUGUGCCUGAUGACCUCAGUCCAGAGGAGAAACAGGAGCUGGAGAGCAUCCGCCGUAGAAAACAAGAGCUCCUGCAGGACAUACAAAGACUGAAGGAUGAGAUAGCAGAGGUGACCAAUGAGAUUGAAAAUCUGGGCCUUACUGAAGAGAGGAAAAGCAUGCAGAGGAAUAAACAGAUGGCCAUGGGCCGAAAGAAGUUCAACAUGGACCCCAAGAAGGGAAUACGUUUUUUGGUGGACAGCUCGCUGCUAAAAAACACCAGCGACGACAUCGCCCAGUUUCUUUACAAGGGGGAGGGGCUUAAUAAGACAGCCAUUGGAGACUACCUGGGGGAGCGGGAUGACUUCAACAUCGAGGUUCUGCACGCCUUCCUGGAGUUACAUGAGUUCACGGACCUGAACUUGGUUCAGGCUCUCAGGCAAUUCCUGUGGAGCUUCAGGUUGCCUGGCGAGGCUCAGAAGAUCGACCGCAUGAUGGAGGCGUUCGCCCAGCGAUACUGUCACUGUAACCCCGGAGUGUUUCAGAGCACAGAUACCUGUUACGUGUUGUCAUUCGCUGUGAUCAUGUUGAACACCAGUCUACACAACCCUAACGUGAAGGACAAACCCUCGGUUCAGAGAUUCACAGCGAUGAACAGAGGAAUCAAUGACGGAGGAGACCUCCCAGAGGAUCUACUCAGGAACCUGUAUGACAGCAUCAAGAACGAACCCUUCAAGAUCCCAGAGGAUGAUGGGAACGACCUCACACACACUUUCUUCAACCCCGACAGAGAGGGAUGGCUUCUGAAACUCGGAGGUGGACGAGUUAAGACCUGGAAGAGACGCUGGUUUAUUCUCACAGAUAACUGCCUCUACUACUUUGAAUACACCACUGAUAAAGAACCCAGAGGAAUUAUUCCACUGGAAAAUCUGAGCAUCAGAGAAGUUGAUGACUCCAAGAAACCGAACUGCUUCGAGCUCUUCAUCCCCAACCACAAAGAUCAGGUGAUCAAGGCCUGUAAGACAGAGGCAGACGGUCGCGUCGUAGAGGGAAACCACACUUUUUACAGAAUCUCUGCCCCGACCACAGAGGAGAAGGACGAGUGGAUCAACAGCAUCAAAGCUGCCAUCAGCAAAGACCCAUUCUACGAGAUGCUGGCUGCUCGGAAGAAGAAGGUGUCGUCUCUGAAGGGGCUGUAGAGCUGCUGAGGAUUCAACAUUGAAACGACAAGUACAGUUUUGACUCACCAAAGCAGCAGGCUGGACGUGGACCUGAUAUUCCUGCUGCUGCAGACACUUGGACCUGGUACAGAGGAUUCAGCUUUUAAAGAGGCUCUUAUUUUGACAACCCUCUCUUUACAGGUUUGACCUUCUGUUGAAAGUUUCAUUUUCCAUCUACAGAUGAAAUAAUUCAAUCAUAGACCUUUUUUUAAAUCACUUCAUACAGACUGUUUGUGUUUGAUACACUGAGCCUCAGCUUCUCACACAUUUCACUGGAGUGAAAACAUGAAGAAGAGAGCGAGAAAUGUUUUCAUUCAGAUUGGAAAUGUAAUCAGUGUGUAACACUGAAACCUAAAUAAUGGUGAGGAAAAAACUAUUGUGAUGGAAAUGCUGGACAGUUACAGUAUGAAUCAUAUACUGGACAUUAUUGUGAUUCAGAUACUUUUCUAAAAUUGUAUAUUUUAGUUAGUUUACAGCCAAUCUCUGUUUUGAUCAGCUGAGCUGUUUUCCUGAUAUGGAUUAAACCUGGUCCUGGACUGAACUGUAAUGAAGAUAUCUACUGGAAAAACUUCUUAGUUUGGUCUGGUCUUAGUCCUUGUCUGGGUCACUGGCCUCUGGACUUCAGUGUUUAGUUUGUUGCCAUAUAAAAGCUUUUUUUUCUAAGCCUGUUUUCUUACUGCUGUUGCUCUUUUGUCGAAGCACUGUUAAUGGACAUGAAGGCAAUGCAUAAAUAGCUAAAUAUUUAUUUAUCCAGAUUUCUUGUAAUUUAUUGUUUUCAGUUUUUGUCUCAUUAAAACUUUGCAAACCAA
Molecule: messenger RNA, 2137 nt
Organism: Seriola dumerili (greater amberjack)
Lineage: Eukaryota; Metazoa; Chordata; Actinopteri; Carangiformes; Carangidae
Product: cytohesin-1-like
Exons: 12
Coding region: 105-1307 (400 amino acids)
Biological process (GO): regulation of ARF protein signal transduction
Molecular function (GO): guanyl-nucleotide exchange factor activity
Source: RefSeq, a predicted model, not a curated record